AUGGGGUUUCGUGCGUCACUUGCCCUCACCGCAUUCUUUGUGAUUUGUGACCUUGCGCUGUUGAGUGUUCGCUUCUCCUUCAGUAGCGGUGGGACUGUUGGGUACAUUCUCCUCGCUCUACAAGAGGCCGUGCUUCUGGUACUUGCCGUGUUGCUUGUCUCCUUCGUUCUUCGCACCUAUUGGCUGCUUGUGGGAUCACUUCGAGAUGCCGUGCGACCGCUGAAAGUGGUAGGGCCCUUGUGGGUUUUGCGCAUUGUCUUGACAUUUCUGCCUACGCUGUACAGAGAAGUUGUUUUGCCGCCUCGUCGCCAUGAGGGAAGUGGCAACCGUCGGCCCGCACGUGCGUGGAGAGAUGUAGGCUACGGUGUGCUCUGCAGCCUUCACGUGGCCCUCUUUCUCUUUUUCACCCUGGCGCUCCUGCACGUCAUCUGCUACCUGAGCGCGAAGGCACUGUACCCUCGCUGUGGGCAGGGCUGCCGGGCGCAGGUGUCGGCAGCCGCCGCCGCCGCCGUGCUAGACCCCCGUCGCAGUGCCAGAAGCAGCAUCCAACACAAUCCUUUCUCCCGUCGCAGUUGCGACGAUGGGACGUUUUCGUUGGCCGACGCCACGUCGCAGGGAAUGCCAUGGGUGACCUUCACCCCGCGUACACCAACGCUUGCUGUGUUUGACGACACGACUCGGAACGGAGCCAACUAG
Trypanosoma conorhini is the source of this 696-nucleotide messenger RNA. RefSeq lists its product as uncharacterized. The coding region runs from base 1 to 696 and encodes 231 amino acids. The transcript has a single exon. Lineage: Eukaryota; Euglenozoa; Kinetoplastea; Trypanosomatida; Trypanosomatidae. The record is from RefSeq and is a predicted model, not a curated record.